AAACAAGGGGAGCAAACGUAAACAAAGGCGGGCUGUUUUCCGCUUACGUCACUCCGAGCGACGAAAGAGGCGGGCCGGCGCCGUUGUGACGUAAUCAAGGGAACGUUUCCAUUGUGAUUACGGUUCCUUUCGGUCGCGGGUUCGAAUCCAGCCUGAGGGGUCGAAAUGGAAGAACUGAGCCAAGCCCUCGCCUCCAGCUUUGCCGUCUCCCAAGACCUCAACAGCACCGCAGCACCGCAUCCCCGUUUGGCCCAAUACAAGUAUAAAUACAGCUCCUUGGAACAGUCAGAGAGGAGGAGGCGGCUCCUGGAGCUUCAGAAGAGAAAGCGAUUAGAUUAUAUAAACCAUGCUCGGAGAUUGGCUGAGGAUGACUGGACAGGAAUGGACGAAGAGGAGGAAAAGGAGAAAGCAGAGGAAGAGAAGGAAGACAUGGAGGUCGAGCUCACGAGGAAGCUGCCAAAGCGAUACGCCAACCAGCUGAUGCUUUCCGAAUGGCUGAUCGACGUCCCGCAGGAUUUGGUGCAAGACUGGAUCCUGGUGGUGUGUCCCAUGGGCAAGCGGGCCCUGAUUGUGGCAUCGAAGGGUUCCACUGCUGCUUACACCAAGAGCGGUUUCUGUGUCAAUCGAUUCCCGUCUCUCUUGCCAGGAGGGAACCGUCGCAAUUCCGCCGCUGGGAAAGACUAUACCAUCCUGGACUGCAUCUUCAAUGAGGCCAAGCAGACUUACUACAUCCUGGACGUCAUGUGCUGGCGAGGGCAUCCUGUGUACGACUGCCAGACCGAUUUCCGGUUCUACUGGCUCCAGUCGAAAAUGCAAGAGGAAGAGGGUCUGGCAGAGAAGAGUCGGCUGAAUCCCUAUAAAUUUGUGGGCCUGCAGAGUUAUUCCUGUGCGCCGGACAGUCUGCGCGACGUUUUGAGCACCGACUUCCCCUUCGAGGUCGACGGGCUUCUCUUCUAUCACAAGGAGAGCCACUACAACCCCGGCAGCACCCCGUUGGUGGGCUGGCUGCGUCCGUACAUGGUUUCCGACAUCCUGGGCCUGCCGGUGCCGUCGUGCCCGCUGACCGCCAAGCCCGAAUACGCCCAGCACCAACUCCAGCAGAUCAUCCAACACAAGAAGAGCCCGAAGAAGGUCGGCACGGACGCCCAGAACGGGCGCUACGAACUGGAACACCUCUCCACCCCAAAGCCCGACAAACGUCCCUCCGUCUCGGAAAACACCGCCAGCGAGAUGGAGAAUUUGGAAAUAUGACGUUCUUCACGCCGAGAAGACAAUCUCCAGGUACGGAGACCAAGCUAAAGGUGACGGCGGAUCCGUUUUAAAGUGAUUUUUUUUGCAGGGAACGGUGUGUUUUCAUACCACACUCCGGUGGCUGGGUUUCAUCACAUACAAAAGGUAAAUCGACCAGCGGAAACUUUUGGCGAUGCUAUUUUUCACGGGACACGAAAGCGCCUCGAUCUCGAGAGACAUCACAAUCCUUAUUUCAAAAGCUUUUUGGGGAUGUUAUUUUUUUUUAAUUUUUUUUGCGGGACACGAAAGCACCGCGAUCUUGAGAGACAUCACAAUCCUUAUUUCAAAAUAUGUUUUGAUCUCAAGAGACAUCACAAUCCUUAUUUCUAAAGCUUUUUGGGGAUGCUAUUUUUUUUUUUUUUUUGCGGGACACGAAAGCACCGCGAUCUCGAGAGACAUCACAAUCCUUAUUUCAAAAUAUGUUUUGAUCUCAAGAGACAUCACAAUCCUUAUUUUAAAAGCUUUUGCCGAUGCUAUUUUUUUUUUUUUUUGCGGGACACGAAAGCACCGCGAUCUCGAGAGACAUCACAAUCCUUAUUUCAAAAUAUGUUUUGAUCUCAAGAGACAUCACAAUCCUUAUUUCAAAAGCUUUUUGGGGAUGCUAUUUUUUUUUUUUUUUUUUUGCGGGACACGAAAGCACCGCGAUCUCGAGAGACAUCACAAUCCUUAUUUCAAAAUAUGUUUUGAUCUCAAGAGACAUCACAAUCCUUAUUUUAAAAGCUUUUGCCGAUGCUAUUUUUUUUUUUUUUUUGCGGGACACGAAAGCACCGCGAUCUCGAGAGACAUCACAAUCCUUAUUUCAAAAUAUGUUUUGAUCUCAAGAGACAUCACAAUCCUUAUUUCAAAAGCUUUUUGGGGAUGCUAUUUUUUUUUAUUUUUUUUUGCGGGACACGAAAGCACCGCGAUCUUGAGAGACAUCACAAUCCUUAUUUCAAAAUAUGUUUUGAUCUCAAGAGACAUCACAAUCCUUAUUUCAAAAGCUUUUUGGGGAUGCUAUUUUUUUUUUAUUUUGCGGGACACGAAAGCACCGCGAUCUUGAGAGACAUCACAAUCCUUAUUUCAAAAUAUGUUUUGAUCUCAAGAGACAUCACAAUCCUUAUUUCAAAAGCUUUUGCCGAUGCUAUUUUUUUUUUUUGCGGGACACGAAAGCGCCUCGAUUUCAAUAGACAUCACAAUCCUUAUUUCAAAAUAUGUCAGACACAUUCAUUUGAGUAACCGGGGCUUCUCACAACUUCCCACCAUAUUUAGAUCACGCUCACAUUUAAAAAUAAAAUUAAAAAUAAAAUAAAAUUAAAAAAUAAGAUAUAUAAAAUAUUGGAAAAGGGAAGCUUUUGCCUUCGAUCUACCAUCCGCACAUAUUGGUUGUUUCCUAAUGUAUAGGUUUGAGCUGCACUGAAAACAAUAAAGGACUUUGGAGAGAUUUGCAAA
This is a messenger RNA of Anolis carolinensis (green anole), 2718 nucleotides long. It is a transcript of the gene snupn, whose product is annotated as snurportin 1. NCBI's taxonomy places the organism in Eukaryota, Metazoa, Chordata, Lepidosauria, Squamata, Anolidae. Gene Ontology annotation, molecular function: nuclear import signal receptor activity; protein binding. The transcript is spliced from 9 exons. The coding region runs from base 166 to 1251 and encodes 361 amino acids. The record is from RefSeq and is a predicted model, not a curated record. Gene Ontology annotation, cellular component: nucleus; cytoplasm. Gene Ontology annotation, biological process: snRNA import into nucleus; protein import into nucleus.